UGAGUUUUCUCAGACGCUGCCAGCGUCAGGGCUCUCAGUCUGACUCACCCACACGUCUCAAGAGGCCACUCUCCGUCGAUGUUCCCUCCGUUGAGUCUGGAUCUAGUGCGGAUCCGCCGUCGGCUCGGCCUUUAAGCGAGGCGCAUAUUGAGUUUCACUCUCGACUUAAUCUCACAACCCGGACACUCCAAUGCAAUCCACCUUCGUCCUCCCGCCGGCCUCGCUGACGCCGGCUUCCAUACGGCGCGCCAUCCCACCCCACCUGUUCCUGCGCUCGACGCUGAAGAGCACGGCGUACAUCGCGCGGCAUAUCCUCAUCGGGGUGCUCUUCUACGCUCUGGCCUGCCGUAUCCCAGUCGGAUGGAGUCUGAGUGUCAGAGUGAUGCUGUGGACGAUGUACGGCGCGUGGCAGGGGUUCGUCUUCGCUGGGAUCUGGUGUCUUGGACACGAAGCAGGUCAUGAUGCGCUGUCACCUCACCGGCUUGUGAACACCGUGCUCGGGCUCAGUCUGCACACGUUCGUGCUCACGCCGUAUUUUGCGUGGCGAGCAACGCAUCGGGCGCACCAUAAGGGCACAAAUCAUCUGGAUCGCGACGAGACGUAUCUACGUGGGUCCCCCGACCAGUCCUGUUGCCCCGACGUUUGCACACCAGAUUCCAGCUCCAUACCGAGGGGACCUGGGCUUGCCCCCGGCUUCGACUGCGCGUCUAGAAGACUACACGGACGUAUUAGACGAUACCCCAGCAUACACGCUGUUCAAGCUCGUCGUGAGGCAGUUCCUACUCAUCCGCAUCCCCAAGAGGAUUCCAGCUUUACUUACUGUGCGCUCAUUCUGGCACUUCUCUCUCCGCAUCCAUUGACCGACACACGCAGCCAUAAUCGGAAAGGAAAUCGCAAAUAUCCUCCCUGCACCAGUGUCUCAUUACAAUCCCAGCUCGGGACUGUUCCGCUCCUCUCAACGCCUGUCGAUCCUCGUGUCCGAUGCCGCGGUGCUCGUUAUGCUCGGUCUUCUUUGCCUUUUCGCGUGCCGGGCAGGGAUUGGUGCCCUGGUAAAACUAUACAUCCUUCCGUGGCUGGUGAGCUCAUCCGACUACGAAAUUCCGCGGCGAUCAACCUGAUUCGUAGUUUGCGCAUAAUUGGUGUGUCGCCUCGAAUUUUCGAUGAUGAAGACGGAGUGAACGAGUUAUGGAUGGGCAGGAUCGUCACUGUGACAUAUCUGCAGCACGCUUCGCCCGCUGUGCCGUACUACCGCUCGCCGGCAUGGACAUUCACGCGCGGGUCGCUCGCGACUGUGGAUCGGCCACUGUUCGGCUGGGUCGGCCGGUUCUUUCUGCACCAUAUCGGCUCAGACCACGUGGCACACCAUUUUUUCAGUGGAAUACCAUUCUAUAACCUCCCUGAGGUGACACGUGCAAUCCGUCCUGUUCUCGGCGAGCAUUAUCGAUAUGACGAAACGCCAGCGUUGAUUGCACUGUGGACAACCUUCACACAAUGCAAAUUCGUUGAGGACGAGGGCGAUGUAUUAUUCUUCAAAAACGCCGAGGGAAGGAAUGCAGUUGAGGAAAUCAUGCAGUGAAACCAGACUAGCCGCUCCCGAGUCUAUGUAAAUAUGCGCACUGUCAGGGGUAUAAGUACCUGUUUGGGGCGCUUAGUCUCAUAUAAAAUAUUCCAACCUCUAUCCUGAAUCUCAGUGCGUUCGAUUGAAGGAGGCUCCUCGGAAGCCAUGUUCCUCACUACUCGGUUUCUUAUAUGUGUAAUGAAGCCGGUAGCCAAAUGACAUGUUUCAUGCAACCUUGUU
Messenger RNA from Mycena citricolor, 1798 nucleotides. Lineage: Eukaryota; Fungi; Basidiomycota; Agaricomycetes; Agaricales; Mycenaceae. The record is from the annotation of a GenBank genome assembly.